Messenger RNA from Alnus glutinosa, 790 nucleotides. RefSeq lists its product as uncharacterized. Lineage: Eukaryota; Viridiplantae; Streptophyta; Magnoliopsida; Fagales; Betulaceae. Gene Ontology annotation, biological process: protein stabilization; protein folding; protein import into mitochondrial matrix. Gene Ontology annotation, cellular component: mitochondrion. Gene Ontology annotation, molecular function: protein-folding chaperone binding; zinc ion binding. The coding region runs from base 78 to 662 and encodes 194 amino acids. The transcript is spliced from 2 exons. The record is from RefSeq and is a predicted model, not a curated record.
CUCUAUAUCUAAGACACAAGUGGUAUUUUCGGAUUUUAUCUGCGUCUCUAACCUGCGAACUUGGGCUGUGACCGACCAUGGCGGCGAGGAUGUUGCCGAAACGACUACUCUCACUCCUCGUCCGUAACCAGACUCAGCCUCAGACCGGUUUCCUUAAAGAACCUUUUUGGCAAUUUCUUCCUUAUGCAAAUGCACCCUUGAGCAGAUCCGAAUUUUGUAAAAGAGCGAUUCAGACGCAAACAAAUCCUACCAGCCAUGCUAAUGAGGAUUUGGAAAAUCAUGAAGCUGGCACUUUGAAGCCUGAUUGCAACGCAGCUAAUGUUCCCUCCAAUACAAACAGUAAUGACAGCUCAUCUGUGAAGUAUUCUGCUAUUUCCAACCUGAAAGCAUCCUUAAGGCAUGAUCUUGCCAUGAUCUUUACUUGCAAGGUCUGUGAAACAAGAUCUGUCAAAACAGUGUGUCGGGAAUCAUAUGAGAAAGGGGUGGUGGUGGCACGGUGUGGCGGAUGUAAUAAUCUACACCUGAUUGCAGAUCGUCUCGGAUGGUUUGGAGAACCAGGAAGUGUUGAAGAAUACCUGGCUGCUCGUGGCGAAGAAGUGAAGAAAGGUUCUGUUGAUACCCUGAAUCUGACGCUUGAAGAUUUAGCUGGUAGCAAAUGUUGAAAUAUUUAUGUAGCAACAUUUCAGAUGAGGUUGAUGAGUUAUGUAUUACUAUUAUCUGUGAACCUUAUUCUUAUUUUGUUUUGUUAAAAGGGUUUUUUUUUUCUUUAAUCAAGUGACAUAUUCAUGCA